Messenger RNA from Wyeomyia smithii (pitcher-plant mosquito), 4084 nucleotides. Its product is annotated as reticulon-4-interacting protein 1 homolog, mitochondrial. Gene Ontology annotation, molecular function: oxidoreductase activity. NCBI's taxonomy places the organism in Eukaryota, Metazoa, Arthropoda, Insecta, Diptera, Culicidae. Bases 166 to 1281 code for a protein of 371 amino acids. Gene Ontology annotation, cellular component: mitochondrion. The transcript has 5 exons. The record is from RefSeq and is a predicted model, not a curated record.
AGUCGCGAUACUUGGCAAACUUGGCAGCAUAAAGAUACCGUUUGUGGGUGGCACAAUGAUGUUUAUCUUCACGUCAAAACAUCAAACAGCUGUCACUGCGAAGAAGUUAACACGGCGAAAGUGCUGAAUUUUAUUGUCAGGCUACGGAUCAAAAGUGAAAAUAUUAUGUACUCCCCAAAAUAUUUUAGUUCCGUGGCCAUACAGCGGUUCGGCUGUCGCUUGUUGUCUUCCGCCUCCGGAGGAGUACCAUCAUGCAGCAGAAAGGUGCGACCCAUAAGCAAGAUGUGCGGAUGGCAGAUACAUUCGUAUGGCAAUCUGGAUGAAGUGGAAUACAGCGAAAACAUGAAAAUGCCCGCCUUAACGUCUCCCAACCAACUUCUGGUCAAAGUUACGGCUGCAUCCGUCAAUCCGAUCGACGUUGCAAUGAUAAAGGGAUAUGGUUCUUCGAUUUUAAAUGCAAUGCGCUGUAAGAGCAGUAUUGAAUUUCCGCUAACGCUUGGACGUGACUUUUGUGGAGAAAUUGUACAGAAAGGGUUGAGCGUAUCUAGUCGCGAUUUGGAGUUGGGUGACGAAGUAUGGGGAGUGGUCCCUUUGCAUCAUCAAGGAUGCCAUGCUGACUACGUAGUGGUUGAGCGGUAUUGUCUUUCCAAAAAACCAGCCUCCCUAAACAGAAUCGACGCCAGUGCAAUAUUAUAUGCUGGUCUUACCGCAUGGUCUGGUCUAUACAUCACUGGACACUUAGGGGGCGUUCUUGGUGCCAUUUCACAUGUCGGUGGUGGUCGGGGUAAAAAGGUAUUAGUGCUGGGUGCUUCAGGGGGAGUAGGGACGUUAACUAUCCAGAUGUUAGCGGCCGAAGGGGUCGAAGUAUUCGCAACGUGUGCGUCCGAUGCCAUAGAUCUGGUGCAAAAUAUUGGUGCCAACUACGUGUUCGACUAUAACGAACCAGGCCAUGUUCAAGAUUUGGCAAAUGCUGGAAGAUUCGAUAUUGUGUUGGACUGUGCCAACAAAGGUACUGAAUACGGCACAAGCAUUCCCUGGAAGUUCGAUCAAUAUAUCACAUUCAACUCACCUGUCUUAAAAAAUAUUGACGAGAAUGGAUUUGCCACAGGAAUGUGUCAAAAUGCGCUCAACAUUGUUCGGAACAACGUUGCGUCAGUCAGUGCCCAGAAAGGACUGAUAAAGUGGGGCUACUUCGCACCUGCUCCACAAGGAAUUGCCUUUCUGCAGAGGCUUGUUGAAAAAGGCAAAUUGUUACCCAUUGUCGAAAAGAUGAUCCAAUAAAUGAUUUUUUCAACAGCGCAUAAAUGUCGAGACUACACAGCUGUGACACUAUAUUUUUUAUAACAUAAUCUUGGACCAGAGUGUGCACUAAUCAACACUCUCCUGGACAACAUUUAGCUGAAGCAUAAUGCUCGGCCACAAGCUAAACAAAACGAUUAAGACCGCAGCAAAAUUAGAGAAGAAUAACCAGCCUUCUCAAACAUGAUUAUUCAAAGUCGCAUCAGCUGAUUAUACGUCGCAUGUCGUCUGAUUUAUUCCGCCAGACUACUGGCCUGAGCCACAUAAACUUCAAGUGCUCACGGGAUGUGCUGCCUCCUAUUGCGGUGCUUCAAUAUUAUACAACGGGACGCGUCUUAUCAUUUUCCCGAUUGGAGAUAUAGAAACGCGAGCGCGAGCGCGCGAAUGCUUCUUUCGAUGGUGAGCAGAAUGUACUUUGAUUACGCGUGGCAGUACCGUGAAUACUGUAUGACCAAGUACCUACUAGACUACAACACACCACCGCCAGGAUCGGCCUAGUUACUGCAGUAGCAUACUGAGAAAGAUAGACACCGGCGUGUCGUCCGAUAGGUCAUGCACAUAGGUAUACAAUAUUUUUUUAUAGCCCCACAAUUUCUUUUGGUUGAAAUGGACUGAUAUUCCCGAGUUUGUCAGAAGGAAUCCACUUCGAAACAAAAUGACGAAUGCAGUCGUACGACCAGCUGCCGGAUUGAAAAAAAAAAUAUCACCACGCAUCGUGCGCUACAAUAUUUUACGUCCGUUGCAGGCGAACCACAUGUAGAUUAGCAAGUUGUAGCGAAGCAAGAUGAGUUGUUUUGUUUAGUUGGUUUUACAUAAUACAGAAAAGGAAGUAGAUUAGAUGUAGCUAGAGGAUAAAUUUGCCAAGAUAAUACUUUUGAAGUAAUGUUUGCUUUAAGGAAUAAAAUUUAGUUCGAUCCGGUCUGACAAUUACCAUAUUGUUGAUAAAUACAAGCAUGAUAGUACGGACACCAACUUGCAACCAAACCGAAUUUAGACAUAGAACUUAGUGUAGUGUUUCUAAACUUUGAGCAGCUUUCUCGCACGUUCAAAUUUGGUGACAGCGGGAAGAUUUUUAUCGAAAAGGGCUUCACCAAUUGAACGUUAAGCUCCCAGCUAGUCUCAAAGCACGAUGCUGGUUUAACAAGCCAGUCGUCAUGUGUUCGUAUCUUGGCUCAGGGUAUACUGUGUAUAAUAAACAAAAGGUCAAGUGUCCCGAUCUGAAACGGAAUGUAGCCCCGCUUUUUUGAUACGAUUAUUAUAUAUGAUGUUAUUAUUAUAUAUGAUGUUAUUCAAAAUUAUUUGGCAAGCCAAGCAAUAUGGCAGGUUUGAAACCGUACUACAAGUGUUAUACAGUUUUAAAAGAUUUGCUAGGAGUACCGUAAAACGUAAAUCAAUUAUUGGGAAUAUUUAUUCUCCUCACGAAAUUUCGAAAAAAUGUGAUAAGUUAUCACCACUUUUUCCUAAAAAAAAUUAAAGUGAUGAAAAAAUGUUUUUUGCCCUCUUAAGGCAAAUCUAAUUUUAUUGGAAUGAAAAACUAUAAAUCCUAUUCAAAUGACAUCAGGGAAAUAAAUAUUUUAAAUUUCCUUAAAUUGACCUUUUUUUAUUUGGAGAAGUAUAAAACUUAUUAUAUUUUUUUGCGAGAAGCGUGUCAAACAGUGAGGGGCAAAAUAGAGUGCCUCCUCAAUUUUUUUUCAUUUUUAUGGUUGAAAUUAAACGAAAACACAUCAUAAUCAUUCCUAAAAUGUUACUCAUAAUGUUCUUUUCAAAUUCUAUUCAUUUGGUUCUGAUAAAAGAAGUUUUUCUAAUAAAAAAAGGUCUUGAUUUCAAAGAAACAGUGACAAAAUAAGGUAGGUACCCACUCAGAAAAUCGAUAUAUUUUCGAUAAGUUGCCAUCGUGAGGGCCUUUAAUUUCGUUUGUUUUAAGUAUUUUGACGUUUCAUGAACAACCGGCUUGGUUAUGGAGCAUUUGUACUCGUGUCUGCAUUUGGUAAAAUGGUAAAAUAUGGAGAACGCAGUAAUUUCCUGUACGAUUCCGUUGUGCAUCCGGAAACUGGUUGUUCGCGAUGUCAACAACGGCCAAUCGCACUGGAAGGUGGCCAAGUACUACAAAAUCAGCAAGACAGCGGUCGGAAAAUCUUGAAGAAGUUUAAAACGGUGAUGGACCACCCAGGGAGAGGAAGAAAACGCAAGACAGACGCCAGAAUGGGCAAGAAAAUCAUUCGUGGGGUGAAAAAAAAAAUAAAGGUCCGGCAGAUACAAAGAAGAGCUCCAACUUUCGGUUUGCGUCGUACUUCCCGUCGCCGCAUCCAAGCGCAGGGGUUCAUAGCAAGAUUGCAGCGAGAAUCUGCAAGGUGAAUAAGGCUAAAUAGCUCAAGUUCGCCAAGGAGCACGCUGGUAAGCCGCUGGAAUACUAGAAAAUGUGUUGUGGACCGACGAGAAGGCAUCGUGAUGGUGUGGAGGUGCUUUUCUUGGAGCGUGGUGGGCAGUUUGGUGAAAAUAUACGGAAUCAUUACUGCUGAGUCAUAUUGCAAUAUCCUGCGGGAAAACCUUAUCAAGACGGGCGUCGAGGAGCGCUCCGUUUUCUAGCAGGAUAACGAUUCGAAGCAUACGGCCAAGCUGACGAAGUUAUUUACCGUUCCUGUCGCAUCAAACCCCUUGAAUGACCCUAAUCCUAAUCUGAACCCCAUAAAAAAUCUGUGGGCCUUCCUCGCUGCUUGGAUCGAUAAAACUGGUGUAACUAAUAAAAAAAACUUAUUUUGAAACCCAGGAGCGCACGUGGGAAUAA